AUGGCUCCCGUUAUUGUUCUUUCACCUACACCUGGCUUAUCACCAUACGGAAGCGCCUUACUCGAAAAGCCUUCUAAUUUAUUAUUAGUGCCACCUCAUAAAAAUUACUUUAGACGUUCUACAAACAGUCUUCCUGAUACCCUUAACACUGCAAUGAAAUUGAAUACCGAAGAGAGUGCCAUUUUGUUAAAAGAUAUCAGUAAUAAACCUUCCUCUAUAACUGAAACAAAGUGUGUCAAGUCAAAAACAAAUAUGUCACAACCUACCGCUCGACAACGUCCUUUCACGUGGUCAAGAUAUAAAAAUGUUUCACCAACUCCUAGUUCGGCUUCUUCACGACGAACUCAAAUAGAUAAGUUACCAAAUUCUUUUGAAGAAAUUUUAAGUACAACUCAUAGAACUGAAAGAGAAGUUAAGGCAUCUCUUUCAAAGCUCAGAAGAAUGAUUCUUUUAGAGGGUUUGCCCGAAGAGAAUCUUCCAAAAUUGGCCCCGUCUGUUCAAAAUUUAAUCAGACCUACUUCUAUGCGUUCGAGUGUUUGGAAGCAUUUGCUUGGUGUUUAUCAUGUAUCUGCCAAUGAAUAUAUCCGCCUUAUACAAAAAGGAAAGUCUUGUGUUUAUGAUAAGGUCCGAAAUGAUACGUUCAGGACUCUGGCCACUGAUAAAAAAUUUCUAGAACGAGUCAAUGAAGAUAUGUUAAUUCGUGUAUUGAAUGCUUUUGUCUGGAAAAUGAAACCAUCCACUAUUUGUGGAAAUCAAAAAGUUACAUAUGUUCAGGGAAUGAAUGUUCUUGCUGCACCGUUCUUAUUCACCAUGUCGGAAAUAGACGCAUUCUUUUCUUUUGCUACGUUUAUUCAGACUUGCUGUCCUUUAUAUGUUACACCCACACUUCAAGGUGUUCAUUGUGGGCUAAAGCUCUUGGAUAAAUGUCUUCAAAUUAUUGAUUCCAAAUUAUUCAAUCAUCUAAAAUCAAAAAAUCUUACUGCUGAAAUUUAUGCUUUUCCUUCUGUACUUACAUUGUGUGCAUGCACACCUCCUCUAGAACAAGUCUUGAAAUUAUGGGACUUCCUGCUUGCAUAUGGUGUUCAUUUAAACAUUCUAUGUGUCAUUGCACAACUCAUCUUGAUGAGGGAUCAAUUGCUAGAAGCACCAAGCCCAAUGAAAUUAUUGAGGACAAUGCCAGAAUUAAACGCCAAGCCUAUCAUAAAUUUAACUGUUCAACUUGCUCAACAAAUUCCUGAUGAAUUAUAUGAUCAACUUGUUAAACAUCCAUUUGAUCCGUCUGUUGCUGCCAGCUUAUCUAACGAAUUAUGA
This is a messenger RNA of Cetraspora pellucida, 1311 nucleotides long. The record is from the annotation of a GenBank genome assembly. NCBI's taxonomy places the organism in Eukaryota, Fungi, Glomeromycota, Glomeromycetes, Diversisporales, Gigasporaceae.